UGAGUUCCAAAUCGUGUUCUAGACUUGCUCGUUUUAAAACACCGCGACGAUGUCGACACUUGCAUUGACAACGGGUGGAAUGUCGACUGCUAUGUUUGCGUCAUUGCGAGCCAAGUACAUGCUUGCCAGGGUGCUGCAGCUAUCCUCCAGAAUUCAUCUAUCUCAUCCUCCGUCACCUCAAGCGUGUGAUAUAGAUCCGUGUUGUCGUCGUCCAUCUUUAGGUUCACAACUUGUAUUUAGCAUCUAGCUAGAUAGUCUGCGGUUUGGACACGGAUGUGUUGUGACUCCAAGCAUGAGCCGAAUCUCCGACAAAUAAUAUUUGAUGAAACGAGUAUCUAGGAUUCUACAUGCUGCGGAAAGUCACCCACUGUUUGAUUUACGUGAUAUUGCUGACUUCUCCGAUUGGGAUAGUACUGGUAUAUAAAAUGUGUGCAAAGGGGCCUCUUCUUGCUCCAACGUCCGUAUACGAGCAAACUACACA
Molecule: messenger RNA, 481 nt
Organism: Suillus subaureus
Lineage: Eukaryota; Fungi; Basidiomycota; Agaricomycetes; Boletales; Suillaceae
Exons: 1
Coding region: 50-247 (65 amino acids)
Source: RefSeq, a predicted model, not a curated record